Molecule: messenger RNA, 866 nt
Organism: Nannochloropsis gaditana CCMP526
Exons: 3
Coding region: 40-354 (104 amino acids)
Source: RefSeq, a predicted model, not a curated record
ACAGCCAAAUACACACGCCAUUGUGAAUUUUUGGACAUCAUGGCCCUCCGUCGUCUGAUUUCUUCUUCCUCCGCGUCCAUGCGGCCCACGCUGGCCGCCGCGGUGACCGUGCGCUCCGCCCCCGCUAUGAGGAUGUCUGGGAAGUCGUCUUUUGACGAUAAGGAGCACGCCAUGGAGGAUAUGUACAUCAGGCAAGCGGAGGAAAAGAUUUUGAAAAAGCUGCUCAAAAAGCUGAAGGAGGAAGAAAAGCCAGCCUGUGACACAACGGCCAAGAAAGAACUCGAGAAGAUCAUGGGCUCGGUCCCGGAAGAUCUGGCCAAGAAGCUCAUGGACUGGAAGAAGAGCAAGCACUGAGGCCUUGACGAGGGACGGGCCUAUGUCCCUGGGAGGCAUGCACCUGCCGGCCAUAUAGGCAUCCUCAGGGGGGGGGGCUGCCAGUGGGCGCUUGGUGGGAUGGUAGGUGUCUGAAGUAGCGGGUGGGAAAGCUCAGGAGGGUCAGGACUGGAAGUAAGGGAGCGGCCGGGGGAAAUGCAGGUGGGCGGGCGGAGGGAGCCGGUGGGGACAAGGGCGGUGUGAAAAAGAAGGGAAGAGGGAGAUGCCUGUAGAGUCCUCCGUAUCAUGUGGUCGCAAGGAAGGGGUUUGGAGAUCACGACGACACCCUACCUCCGAGGCGCGGGUGGUGCACAUGGUAGGAGUGUACCGGAGGGGAUCGCGGGGAGGGGGGGGGCAAAUGUGGAGAUGAAAAGGCAUGGGAGGCAGGAAGGGAGGGAGGGAAGGGAUGAAAUUGGAACAUCAGGAUGGAAAAGGUUCAAAAACGGAGUGCGAUGAAAGCGUCCUGGCGAAGAAUCGAACACAGGAGACUCAAA